CUUCACACAACUUCUCCAAUCCCAGCAUUGGAUCUAACUUCUUCCUUGCCCUUUUAUUCCCCAUUCGAUCCAUUCCCUUUUCUUAACGCACGUAAAUUAUUGCAUAUUUUGAGAAGCGAAAAUGGCACGAAAGAAGAUCAGAGAGUAUGACUCUAAGAGGUUGUUGAAGGAACACUUCAAGAGACUCUCUGGCAAGGAGUUGCCCAUCAAAUCUAUACAAGUUACAAAGUACACGGAUUUGAAUGAGUUGGCAGAGAAGGAACCCUGGCUUUCAUCUUCAAAGUUGGUUGUGAAACCUGACAUGCUGUUUGGAAAGCGUGGCAAAAGUGGCUUGGUGGCCUUAAAUUUGGAUUUGCCACAAGUUGCUUCUUUUGUGAAAGACCGUCUUGGAAAACAAGUUGAGAUGGGUGGAUGCAAAGGACCUAUAACAACUUUUAUUGUUGAACCUUUCAUCCCACACAAUGAAGAGUUUUACCUCAACAUUGUCUCCGAGAGACUUGGGUACAGCAUAAGCUUUUCAGAGUGUGGAGGAAUUGAAAUUGAAGAGAACUGGGACAAGGUUAAGACUAUAUUUGUUCCAACAGGAGUGUCUCUUACAUCAGAGAAUAUUGCCCCUCUUGUUGCAACCCUACCCUUGGAGAUUAAGGGAGAAAUUGAGGAAUUUCUCAAGGUGAUAUUCAAUCUAUUUCAGGAUCUGGACUUCACUUUCUUAGAGAUGAAUCCUUUCACUUUGGUCAAUGGAAAUCCUUAUCCUCUGGAUAUGAGAGGAGAGUUAGAUGACACUGCUGCUUUCAAGAACUUCAAGAAAUGGGGGAACGUUGAAUUUCCAAUGCCAUUUGGAAGGAUUAUGAGUACUACUGAGUCUUUUAUUCAUGGAUUAGAUGAAAAGACAAGUGCAUCUUUGAAGUUCACAGUUUUGAAUCCAAAGGGCCGAAUCUGGACAAUGGUAGCUGGGGGAGGAGCUAGUGUCAUCUAUGCCGACACGGUUUGUUCAUCUUUUUAUUUCAAGCAAGAAAAUCAACUGCUUAAAGAUGAGAUCUUGCAGUAUGCCAGAGUUGUAAUUGAUUGUGCAACUUCAAAUCCUGAUGGCGAAAAGCGUGCCCUUGUAAUAGGCGGCGGAAUAGCCAACUUCACAGAUGUUGCUGCCACAUUUAGCGGCAUAAUUCGAGCUCUAAAGGAGAAGGAGCAAAAGCUAAGAGAAGCAAAGAUGCACAUAUAUGUGAGGAGAGGAGGUCCUAAUUACCAGAAAGGUUUAGCGAAAAUGCGCGCACUUGGGGAGGAGCUCGGCAUCCCCAUUGAGGUUUAUGGACCUGAAGCCACAAUGACUGGCAUAUGCAAACAAGCAAUCCAGUGCAUUACAGCUGCUGCAUAAAUUAUAUACAAUUCUUAGUCCAGUCUAUUCUCAUUGCUUGUUUCUUGAUUCCUGGAUUCCGUUUCUAUUUCUCAUCAUUGAGGCAUUUGAUAAGUUAGAACUCAGUUUGUCACAAAUCUACAAUUCAGUGUAUCAUUAUGUAUAAUUCUGAGAGUACUAUCCUGAAAAUACAAUAGAAUAAUGUAAUUCAUAAUGUUAAGUCAA
This is a messenger RNA of Arachis duranensis, 1576 nucleotides long. RefSeq names its product ATP-citrate synthase alpha chain protein 1. Lineage: Eukaryota; Viridiplantae; Streptophyta; Magnoliopsida; Fabales; Fabaceae. Bases 122 to 1372 code for a protein of 416 amino acids. Gene Ontology annotation, molecular function: succinate-CoA ligase (ADP-forming) activity. The record is from RefSeq and is a predicted model, not a curated record. Gene Ontology annotation, cellular component: succinate-CoA ligase complex. The transcript has 13 exons. Gene Ontology annotation, biological process: tricarboxylic acid cycle; succinyl-CoA metabolic process.